Molecule: messenger RNA, 2132 nt
Organism: Neoarius graeffei (lesser salmon catfish)
Lineage: Eukaryota; Metazoa; Chordata; Actinopteri; Siluriformes; Ariidae
Gene: rab14l
Product: RAB14, member RAS oncogene family, like
Exons: 8
Coding region: 101-748 (215 amino acids)
Biological process (GO): Golgi to endosome transport; phagosome maturation; endocytic recycling
Cellular component (GO): recycling endosome; Golgi apparatus; phagocytic vesicle
Molecular function (GO): GTP binding; GTPase activity
Source: RefSeq, a predicted model, not a curated record
UCAGUCAGUCAGCCUCCCUCCCUCCUCCAGCUCAGAGGAAACUGCAGAUUCGUUCUGAAAGCUCACGGCGUGAAAUUAACACCACAGCCUUUGAGCCACAAUGGCCACUGCACCAUACAACUACUCGUACAUUUUUAAGUACAUCAUCAUCGGGGAUAUGGGGGUUGGGAAGUCAUGUUUGCUUCACCAGUUUACAGAAAAGAAAUUCAUGGCAGACUGCCCCCACACAAUCGGCGUGGAGUUUGGAACGAGGAUUAUUGAGGUGAGCGGGCAGAAGAUCAAGCUGCAGAUCUGGGACACGGCAGGGCAGGAGCGCUUCAGAGCUGUGACGCGCAGCUACUAUCGGGGCGCCGCUGGAGCGCUCAUGGUGUACGAUAUCACCAGGAGAAGCACGUAUAACCACCUCAGUAGCUGGCUUACUGAUGCCAGGAACCUCACCAACCCCAAUACUGUGAUCAUUCUCAUAGGUAACAAGGCAGACCUGGAAGCCCAGCGAGAUGUGACAUACGAAGAAGCCAAGCAGUUUGCUGAGGAGAACGGUUUGCUUUUCCUGGAAGCCAGCGCAAAAACAGGCGAGAAUGUGGAGGAUGCUUUCCUGGAGGCGGCAAAAAAGAUUUACCAGAACAUUCAGGACGGCAGCCUGGACCUGAACGCGGCUGAAUCAGGGGUCCAGCACAAGCCUUCUGCCCCUCAGGGUGGCCGGCUAACCAGCGAAACACAGCCUCAAAGGGAAGGAUGUGGCUGCUAAUGACCAACACUACCUACUCGACCUUCUCAUCCCCUCUCACCUCUCCCAUCGCUCCAGCCGGCCUCGUCCUUUCCCGACCUGCAGGGGUGUGUGAGAGGCCAACGAACAGAGGCAACUACACACAGGCUCGACUGUUUGUCCGUGAUCCUUCCCCUCUUGUCUUACUUGGUUUGUCCUUUUUCUCUCGUCAUGCUUUGCCUGAGUAUCGGCCGAUAUUUAUCUGAUACUAGUCAGAGAUUUGAGAAGCGUCAAUGAUGGCGGCAUGAUGGUGUUCAAUCAACGAUCUGUUGUGUUGGUCAACACCGUGAAUGAAUGUUCAUAAAACAUCAGUCAGAACUGAAAACGCGUCACAGUAUUGGCCACAAUGCCGAUACUCAGGAUCAGAUGGUACGUCCAUUAUCCCAUCAGAUUAACAGGGUGUGUUUUAUUAUAGUGUGUUGAUUCUUGGAUGUUGGAGAGUCUUUCCUCUGUCAAAAAAAAAAAAGACACUUUACAAAAAGGCACGUCCCCUCACUUAAAAGAUUCCCAAUAUUUUUUCCAUCAAUUUUGUGCUGGGCCUCCUUUCCACCUCCCCUCUUCUGAAAACCAUGUCCAUUAGAACUAGAACCAGCAUCUGAUUUGUUGCCUUAUUGUCUUAUGAUUCAUGAUGAUAUAACCAACACUGUCUAAUCUUAUUUUCCAUCAGAAUUAAACAUGCAGUUUUACACUGUUGCGACAUUUUAUUAUCGAUCAGCGUGACAAGAAAAAGCUUCAUUUGUGAAUGCUGUGUGGUAGAUGCGCUUGUUCUGGCUGUAAAUUUGACCCGCCGCUGUCAUAUAGGCUUGUAUAGAAACACUGGAUCACAGAGGGUGUAAAUCUACCGCAGAGGGUUGAUUUCACUCAUUGUAUCAUAAACACUUAGAAGCUGUAUAUAUGGCUAAAUAUGUCGGGGGCAGGGCGUAGAGCAGCACUCUUUCCAUUGUACAGUGGAUAUCCGAGUCACUGGUAACCUUCAACUAGGAAAUUCUUAACAUUUUCUAUGACUAAACGUAUGUGUGGACACACUCUCGCUUUACUCACAGGGUGUUCAGGUUAAACUCCACCACGCACCUCCUUUUGGCUUAUAUACGGCAAAGUCCUCCAAAUUCAGCUCUACACUGGAAGUUCUUUCGAGAGCGCAGAACGCUGCUUAAAGCUGAAAAGCAAUGAGUAGAGGAAGGGAAUGUGGGCUUGGUGUCUCUUCAGUGUCUGAAUAACUACUUCUGACCAUCAGUUUAAAAUGUACACUUUAUACAUACGCGUACAUUUGAAGGAGCUGCACCAAUGUUAAAAUGCAUUCUUGCGUGUAUGAUUAAAAAUGUUGAUAUUUUGAUUUUAAUUAUAAUAAAAUGUUCUAAACGGAAAA